Molecule: messenger RNA, 768 nt
Organism: Mangifera indica (mango)
Lineage: Eukaryota; Viridiplantae; Streptophyta; Magnoliopsida; Sapindales; Anacardiaceae
Product: U3 small nucleolar ribonucleoprotein protein IMP3
Exons: 4
Coding region: 107-655 (182 amino acids)
Biological process (GO): rRNA processing
Cellular component (GO): Mpp10 complex; small ribosomal subunit; small-subunit processome
Molecular function (GO): rRNA binding; snoRNA binding; structural constituent of ribosome
Source: RefSeq, a predicted model, not a curated record
CUUUAAGUUAGGUUUCAGAGUCUGAACUUUAUUGGUUAUCUUCUAGGGUUUAAGGUUAUAUUGUUUGCAGAAACUUAGGUGACGAAGAAACGGAAGCGGCAUAAUAAUGAGGCAGUUGAAGUUUCAUGAAAAGAAGCUCUUAAAGAAAGUCAACUUCUUGGAAUGGAAAAGAGAAGGUGGGCACAGAGAAGCCAAGGUCAUGCAACGUUACCACGUCACCGGCCGAGACGAUUACAAGAAGUAUUCUGGUUUAUGCCGGAUGGUGCAAAAGCUAGUAAACAUAUUGAAGCAGAUGGACCCAAGAGAUCCUUUCCGUAUUGAGAUGAGUGAUAUGCUUUUAGAGAAACUAUAUAACAUGGGUGUAAUACCAAGCAGGAAAAGCUUGGCAUUGUGUGAUCGCUUAUCGGUUUCAUCCUUCUGUAGGCGGAGGCUUUCAACUCUUUUGGUGAGGUCAAAGUUUGCUGAGCACUUGAAAGAAGCUGUCACAUACAUUGAACAGGGACAUGUUCGGGUUGGUCCGGAGACUGUUACAGACCCUGCAUUCCUUGUUACAAGGAAUAUGGAAGACUUUGUUACAUGGGUAGAUUCAUCUAAGAUAAAGAGGAAGGUCAUGGAGUAUAAUGAUAAGUUGGAUGAUUAUGAUGCAAUGAAUUAAGGAACUAUUUCAUUUGCUUCUCUUUGUUUCAUUGUAUCAAAAUAGUUUUGCUUGCUCAUGGAUGUAUGAACUUGGUUUGAAGUUAUUGUAAUCAUUUUUGCAUUUGGUGGAAA